Pseudogymnoascus destructans is the source of this 1267-nucleotide messenger RNA. RefSeq lists its product as uncharacterized. NCBI's taxonomy places the organism in Eukaryota, Fungi, Ascomycota, Leotiomycetes, Thelebolales, Thelebolaceae. The coding region runs from base 260 to 967 and encodes 235 amino acids. The record is from RefSeq and is a predicted model, not a curated record. The transcript has a single exon.
UGAUAGCAGUAAGUUUGUAAAUCUAGUAAUGGCCGGCAUUCUAAUAUUAGUUUUGCCUCCUCUUGGCUCGUAUCCUUCACGGCAGUUGGGGCGGUGGCUUAUAAUCCCGAUCUCGCCAACUUGUCAAUCAUCUUCUAAACACCGCACGAUCCCACAACCUAUCAUGUGCCAUCAGGUUUAGGCCUAUACGACAACGAGGCUGAGGAUCAGACGCGCCUAAGUUUCCACCAGGGACACCUCACUCUGAUCAUCUCCUAAGAUGAAAGGACUGGAAUUACUCGCAAAGGCUCGUUGGUCAGAAACCGCCUCCACCCCAGACACGUCAGGCCUCGCCACAUUCACACCCUUCCCCCGCCUCCCCACCGAGCUCCGCACCGCCAUCUGGCGCGCCUCCCUACCAUGUGACCUCCAUAUCGCUGAAGUUCGCAUCUGCAACAAGAGCAUCGCACCCCAUCUCCCCGCCCACACGAUCUUCAGCGUCAACCGCGAGUCCCGCGCCGAAGCAUUCCGGGUCCUGCUAAACGCCCUGCCACCGUACAGGCUGCCCGCCGACCCGCAACAAGAUAUCAUCUUCCUCGACCCCGGAAAUUGGAAUGACCUAUCCCACAUGUCUGUCGGCAAGGCACCUAUACGUGCCGCUGUUUGCGAUAUCGACCGUGCCCACCGCUUCAUCGCUACGGCGAUGGUGGAUACCGACGGAGGCCGGUUCGAUAGCCUGCCAGUCGACAUGCGGUUCUACUCGCCGUAUGGCCACAACAAUUUACCUGCGGGCCCGCGAGACUUUCAAGUUAGGCCGUUGAGGAUGGAUUUUGUUUGUGUUGCGAGAAAGGUGGGGACGGGGAGGAGGGGGUUGGGAGGGGGGUUCUACCUGAACAGUGCGGAUGGUGAGGAUGGGGUGGUGGGGCUGGGUGGUAGGAAGGAUCAGGGGUCGAAGAAGCCUGCUUUGCGAAUUGUGUAUGUGUUGUAGUGAAAUGUUUGGGUGGUAUAUGAGAUUACUUUGGGGACCAGGCGGGGGGGGCGCUGCAAUUUAAGUGUGCUCAUUCUUUAUUUGUUGGCUUUGGCAAUCUAUUUUGCACGCCUAUCCAUGGGCAAGGUAUCAUUUAGUUUGCAAAGCAUCUUUUUGGAUGGAAGAACGGCGGGAGAUGGUAAUUAGCAGGUAGCUUUCUAAGACGUAAUCGGGACGGGCUUAUAUUUCAUGGGUACACAAGAGAUGGUGCAUUAGACCAGAUAAACGUUGGAUUUCGAAAAUAUAGCUAUAUAUCUCUAU